AUGUCGGAGGCUCUCUUUUUCAAACUUCGAAAUCCACGCUCACAAAAUUCGACGGAUUCUUCAAAACGAUGUUGCCAAAGACGAGUCCGGAGCGAUUUUCAUCGAUCGCGUCCCAAACACUUCCGCGUGAUCCUCAAUUUCAUGAGAGAUGGCCACGUGGAUCUUCAGAAGUAUUCAGAAGACGUCACUGAAAUUCAGAAGGAAGCUGAGUACUAUUUCAAAAUGCUCGACGAAAUUGUAAAAAUCGAUGUAGGCGGCUAUGUUUUCAAAACUUUCAAAUCUACGUUGGAAAAAUCCGACGGUUUUUUCAAGCAAAUGUUGAAGGCUACUAGCAAGGCUAUGUUCGACGAGUCCCUUAGUAUUCGGAACUUUAUUAAGAAAACAUAUAAGAAACAACAAUCAAACGUACAAGAAAGUUCAAGAAACUAUGAAAAUCUUUUUUUUGUUGAACGACCAACCGGAACCAGAACAAUCUGA
Caenorhabditis briggsae is the source of this 477-nucleotide messenger RNA. The record is from RefSeq and is a predicted model, not a curated record. The transcript has 4 exons. Gene Ontology annotation, biological process: protein homooligomerization. NCBI's taxonomy places the organism in Eukaryota, Metazoa, Nematoda, Chromadorea, Rhabditida, Rhabditidae. Bases 1 to 477 code for a protein of 158 amino acids.